Messenger RNA from Psilocybe cubensis, 594 nucleotides. RefSeq lists its product as uncharacterized. The record is from RefSeq and is a predicted model, not a curated record. Lineage: Eukaryota; Fungi; Basidiomycota; Agaricomycetes; Agaricales; Agrocybaceae. The transcript has 3 exons. The coding region runs from base 1 to 594 and encodes 197 amino acids.
AUGCGUUUCAUUCCUUUCAUUGCCGUUGCAUUCGCCCUGCUUCAGACAGCUACUGCUGUGCCAGUAAACAGAUGGCAGGCCAAUGAUGUUGUUGCCCGUGAAGAGCCGGUCUAUGUCCGUCGAUCUAACCAGUACCUUGUACGCCGCGGCAAAGAUCACCAGCACAAAGACUCGCAUAAGCCAGCUCCUCCUGGUCACAUCGACAACAUCACGUUCCUCAAAGGUCAUGGACCUGAGCACAAGCACUCUGCGUCGAACGCUCUUGACGCUCUUAACCUUCACGGUCACAAACGCAAGGAGGUCGAAAACUUCCAUAAGAAGGUUGUUGCAGACCACAUGUCACACACUCCGGGAGCGCACUCUGCUGUUAUCAAGAAUUUGGCGCACUCCCAGGGCUCUCGGGAUCCUCAUGUCCACAUCAGUGCUCAAAUUCAUGAUCAGCAUGGCCACAUCAUUGAAGCUCCCCGCCGCGGUAAUCCUGCCAUUAUGGAUCCCACUCACCACAUAUAUGUUGACAAGAAUGCUCUUCCUCACCACUAUACCAAGGCCGUUGAGAAAAAGCAACACCGUGAGGGCAGACACGGCGGUGUCUAA